AAGCUAUACUAAAAUGAAUAUCAUUUUCGAAAUUUAACUAAAAUUAUUUUUGUAGACACACAUAAAAUCAAAUAUAUUAUUUUGUACUUCGUAUUGAUUGUUUUCAAUAAUUUAAUGCAAUACAAGUACACUCGUAAGACUCUUAGGAGAUGUAUACAUCUUCUUAGAAACACAGUCUGUUUGAUAGAAAAAGGGGGGAUCCGAGGAUUUCUUAGAACCCGAUUUUCUCAGGUCAUGGGAGGAUCAUGAUGAUCGCUUAAGACCCAAUUUCCUUAGACAUGCAUUUCUUUAUAAAGAGUCUAAAUAAGUGUUGUAUUGUAUUGAUUUAAAUUAUUGAAAAUAAUCAAUACGAUUAACAAUUAAGUAAUUUAUUGUACAAACAAAUAAAUUACGUUAACAAAAUAAAAAUUACAAGUGAUGAUAAAUAAUAUGUACCUUGUGGUCGUUCCAAACGUCUCUUGAACGAUGAUUGUAUUGAUCGUAAAAAAUAGUCAGAUCAAUCAGUCAUUGAUCAACAUAAUAUCGUUGAUUGUAUAUAUCAACAUCCGGCCCAGCCUAUGAUAGCAUAACAACAUAAAUCAAUUAGUAUAUAAAUGAAUAAACCAUGGUAACAACAACAAAAAUUGGGUAAAAUGAGUACGUACCGCUUGAUAAUCAUCAUAGUAAAUACCCUCUUCUUGGAUAAAAUCCGCCAUUUUUUCAGGAUUCGGACAGAGAUUUGACGGUUUUUAGUGAAAACGAAAGAAUUUUUUUUUGAAGGCAGAUCGGACUUAGCCGCAACCAACAAAACAACUACUUCCAAGGUUUUUCGGUGGGGAGGGGGAUGGGUAGAGUGAGAAACUUAGAGAGAGAGAGAGAGAGAGAGAGAGAGAGAGAGAGAGAGAGAGAGAGAGAGAGAGAGAGGAGAUUAGGGGUUUGGUGUGCAGAAAAUGAGAGGAGGAAGUGGGUUUAUAUAGGGAAGGAACCGCGUGCUGGAGGGGAGGUUUGGUCUUUUUACCUCACCAAAAACCGCGCCUCCAGCACACGGUUUACGUUUCCCAAUGCGCAAACCGCGCUUCAGGGCAACGGUUUCCUGUGGGCGACGCGGAUCGCUCCGCGGGCAGGGUGUUAGGCCGUCAGAUCGCCUGUCCAUCGUGCGGUUGCAUUGACCGCCACGUGGAGAUGCGUUUUGUCAGCUGCCCAAUGGCAAACCGCCCCUGGCCCGCGCGGUUUAUAGGAAACUGUGGUAGAUUUGGAAAUUUUUGGGAAUGGGUGGUAUUUUUGUAAUUUUUUUUAAAAAUAGUGGUAAUUUUGAAUUUUUUCCACAAUAAACGUGAAAUUUUAUAGCGAUUCGAGUGAUCAAAUUUGCAAUUAAGCCUUUUUUAAGUUAUGUUAAAGCACGAUAUGCAUAAAUUAUAAUAUCUUGAAAUUUUUAGGAGCGAAUUGUAAUUUUGGUUUACAUGUGAGAUGUGACUGUAAAAUCUUUAUGCAGGUGGGCGACGCCACUAAUCGACUCCGAUUAAAGUCCUAAACUCGAUUGUUUUAUUUUACCCCUUCUCUUUGCCGCCAACUAGGGGAGCCAAUUCAGCAUCCUCCAAACAGCAAAAGGGCUUGAACUCGCUCUCCCGCUCAGUAGACUCGCUCCAGUCUCGACUCCCUCGAAGUGGAAAUUGAAAUUCUGAUCGGCACUCUCCCGCUCAGUAGACUCGCUCCGGUCUCAGUCCUUCGAAGUGCAAAUUCUUCCGUUGCCGUCUUUGCAAUCAGAAAUGGUAUCCCUCUCUCGACGGCGAUUGAGUUAUUGAUGAGAUCUUUCGAACUAGUCUGAUCCCUUUCUCUGUGUUCUCUCUGUUUCACAGAAUUCAGUUCUUGGGCUCUCUCUCUCGUUUCCAGUUCGGUAGACUCGUUCCUCUUUUUUGUUGGCUUUGGGCUCUCCAAACGGAGGAAAGACUCGUGAAAUCGCUCUCCCUCAGUAGGCUUCACUCCUAUCAGCAACCCCUCCCUCGGCGGCGACGGAGCUCCGGUAAGCCUUCGGCGACUACUCUGUGUCUUUCUCGUUCCGUUCUGUUUUCCGGGAAUAUAUUAUUGGGUCUUGCUUGGAUAAUGGCGCGUUUCUUUCCAUUCCCCUCCCCUCUUCGUUGAAUUGCCGUUUGCUUCUGUGUGAUGUACCUUUCAAUUCAUCUCCCGGAUCUUUGAUUACUGAAUUAGGUUUGGAAAGAAAACUCGGUUGUUCUGAAGGGUUUUGUGGGAUGGGUUUCUUCAGAUAGGGGUUAUUCUGUGGUUAUCGUCGAAAGUGAAAUUUGUUGCCUUUCUUUUCUAUGGUUCGAUUGGUUUUUGCCGUGUGAUUGGUCUCUGGGAAAAUUGAGUUGGGAAAAGGUGUGUUGAGCCUUGUCUUUGACUUCUUGGGUUUUUCGAUUUUUCUGGGGGCUUUUGGUUGAUCUUGUGAUUAUAGGUUUCUGAUUUCCCUACUGAGUUUAUGCGCAGAAUUCCUUGAUUUUCCCCUACCUUGUUCACGGCCCAACUCAUUAUCCUAGCAUGUUAUAUUCCAGGUCCUCAAGCACUUGAUACCGGACAGGUUAUAGAAUUGCUUCAGCAGACCACAAACACUGCUAGCUGUUCUGAAAAGAUGUCUAAGUGUUCUGACGAGAUGGUGCUUAAAAACCAUUUGGCUAAGUUCUCGGCGAAGAAGGAAGAAUGGUCUGCAGAGGUGGGGGGAAGUUAUUGCCAUUACAGCUAAGCUUGAAGAUGACAGUGAAGAAAUGCAGCAGUCUAGUAGAGGAGCUGGCUUGGGAAAGUGGUUAUCUCAUGAGCAGUUGCUUCUUCACCGUGAUGACCAUCUGGCAAAGCAAAAGGCUCUGCAUUAUGAACUGGAGGGGAUGGCAGCAUUGAUAAGGGAAAUUAUACUGGAGAAGUACCAUGAUGUACUUGAUGGGGAUACUGAUGUUAGUGCUAAACUAGAGGUAAUUGAUGGAGCUUCAAAUGACCAUGCUGAUCUAGAUGUUAUAGGGAAAGAGGAAGUGGUCAAAGAGUUGAAAAAGGUGGAAAGUGAUCUUGUUUCAUACGUACAACAGAAGGCUGACAUCCUGCAGCUUCUAAAGGAUCCACCAACGGAUUGUGGGCUUCCCAACCUCAUUGAUUACUUCAUUGAAGUUGAACUGGCCAUCAAAAGGGCCAAGAGUACAAGGAAAGUGCUAGUAGCUAAGCUUGGUCCACCGGUGGAAGGAAAUGGCUGUUCUGCUACUGGAGAAAGUUCUGAAUAUGGUGCAGGUUCCGAAGUUCUGAAUGUGGAGAUUCAAUCUAAGCAAGGACUAAAGCUUGUGGAUUAUCCGUCAGAUAGAGACGAAUGAGCUCGAGGAAAUUAUGCUUUUCGGUCUGUGGGAUUGGACAUCAGACGUUUUUGUUUACUUUGGAGAACAGUAGUUUCGAACGUUUACUUUUGGAACUUUCUUACUGUCAUGAGAGUUUAAAAUUUGUUCUCUUGUGGCCAUUUUCGGGAGGUAUGUUGUCUACCUGCAAUGGUCAUGUAAGCCAUAUCCUUUUUGAAGCUAAUGUUGGAGCUCUUGGAUUGCUUUUUUGGAAGCUAAUUUUGUACAAACUAUGAGCGGGACAAGUUUGCAUAUAAUUGUAAGCUCAGAUUUGUGUGGCUAGUUCAAAAGGGUUUCAAUAUACUCUAUCGAAGGUAGAAGAUUUAUGUUCCGUUCUGUUUACAGUGUUGCUCUAAGUUGCAUAAGUUUAUUAAUCAAGUAAUGUGUCCUAGGAUUGAGGGUCUAUGGCCUAUGGGUUAGAUUAUGCAGCAAGGGCUGCUGCUUACCUGGUCUUCUUAAGUGGUUAGUUUGUGGGGUUCCUGAGUCAUAGAGGUGGACAAUGCCCAGCCCCAUUCCAGGCCCAGAUCCUCUCGGCCUCUCCUCUGACCUCUGACCUCUCCCAACUAGUCUCGUAGAGAAGAAACAAGACAAAGACAAGGAUCAGCUAAAGUGGAUGAAGGAAUGGAGAGUACAAUGAUCAUCUUGUGCCCACAAAUUUGAUACGUGUUAAUAUAUAUUUUUUAUAAUCCCUACGUGUUACCAUUUGAUGUUGGUUCUUUUUGUCCCACAAAUGUUAUGCCCAACAAUAAUCCUCAUUUUCAUGUUGGUGGCGGCUUUCUCAUUUUGUUAUUGUUCGCAUGUUGGCUGGGUAUAUACGGGUAGUUCGAGUACUCGUUAUCGGUUCCAUAUGGGUAAUGAUUAUCCGUUAAUCCAUACGAGUUCGGGACAUGUGAUGGAAUUUACUCUCUAAAUGGGAUUGGGUAUCCAUUUUAAACGGGGCGGGUACCCAAAUCUCGUCCUGUUGCCCACCCUUAAUGAGUCACAGGGAAGGAUCAAGUCAAGUGGGGUACUGGGGUGGGACGGGAGGGUGACUGGAAGGGUGAACAGAAUUAAACUGUAACCCAGCAUGUGUUCAACCCGAUCCAAUCCACCGAUAUUUAGUGUUAAAAUUAAAGUUUAAGAUUUGGUCAUGAUUUUAUUUUGUGGAAACCGUCUCUUUUGGGUUGGGUGAGGAUUUUUGUUUAGGUAACCCGUAAAAAUCCGACCUAAUCCAUGUUACUACUAUUUUCCUAAGUACUUUUGGACGUAUUUGUGUUAUAUGCAAACAUAGGUAUAAGAAAAUUAGGAUAUUUGGUCAUGUUUUCUCUAGUGGUCUUGUUAGUUUAAUGCAUUCUUCAACUGGAAAAUUUAGACUUAUAUUCAAUAUAUGCUAUGGUUAGUGUUGUAUUUUUUGUGUACAAAUUUAGAAGUAUAACAUAUUAUGGAUAGGUUGGCUUAUAAUAAAUAACCUAUUAGCUUAUUUCGUGAAUAUUUAUGAAAAGUACUAUAAAUACGUCAUGCAUUUCAUAGAAAUCCAAACAAUAACUUCUAUGCAUUUUGAUGUUUUACCAGUUUAAAUUAGUUAAUCUGUUCUUUCUUAUGAUGUAGAAUAAGGAAGUUGAUAAAGUUCGUCUUGAAAAUUACUAAUGGUCGUCCUGAAAAACACCAAAGUUAUACUUUAGCAAACAAACACCACUUUGACUAAGAAAAUAAAAAAACACUUAUUUUCCACAUUCUCAAGUUCAUCAUCGACAUUCUGGAGUUGUAAUCGUCGGGAGUACGUCCGAAUCAUGAGUAGUGACUCCGACGGGGUCAAGAUCCAUAAAAAAUAGAACAAAUUAAAAAACCCCAAAACCCUCCAAACCAAAAUGUUUUUUUGGUUGCACCAUGGUUCAAACGAAAAUGAGCUUCAGGUGCACCAUAGGCAAACGAAAGUGGGUUUACCUAAAUUUGGGACUUUUUCCAGAAUACCACUGUUUAAAAAAAGAAUUUCAAAAACUGCCACCCCACCCUGCAGUUUACACGAAAACCGCUGGGCGGGGCGCUGUUUGCUAUGCAAACCGCUGGGUUAAAGGGCGGUUAUAAAAACAGUUGGGUGGGGCGGCGGUUUUGGGCCAAACCGCCAACCCACCCAGCGGUUUGGUCCAAAAAAAAAAAUUCGAUCAACUCCUAACUUCGGCCGAAACUUCAAACGAACGUAACUUUGCACUCGCGUAUCCGAUUGUAGCGAUUUUUUUGGAAGCCGAAUAACUUUUUGAGAUCUACAACUUCUACUAGGAUGAAAUUUUCAAAAUAGGAAUUAGUUGUGGAUAUACGGGACGAUGGGAAUAACUUUACCUUUACUUUUCAUAAAUCCAUGUACAUUUCGAAAUUAUGAUUAUCUUGAAAGUUGUAGAUCUUGAAAAGUUAUGUGGAAUCAAAAAAAAAUUCAUGACGUUUGGAUUUUGGAGCACAAAGUUAAGGCCGCCCAAAGUUUGACGAAAUCAAAAAAAGGCUCGUUCGGAGUAGUAAAUGACGUAUUUUCGAGACGAAGGCGGGACGUAGGUUUGCGGCUUGCAAGAUCUCGAAAAGUUAUUCGAAUUUAAAAAAAAAUCGCUACGAUCGGAUACCCGAGUGCAAAGUUACGUUCGUUUGAAGUUUCGGCCGAAGUUAGGACUUGAUCGGAAAAAAAAAUUGGACCAAACCGCUGGGUGGGUGGGGGUUUGGCCUAAAACCGCCGCCCCACCCAGCGGUUUUUAUAACCGCCCCUUAGCCCUGCGGUUUGCAUAGAAAACCGCGCCCCCGCCCAGCAGUUUUUUUGUAAACCGCAGGAUGGGGUGGUGGUUUUUGAAAAAGGGUGGUAUUUUUGAAAUUUUUUGGGGUUGGGUGGUAUUUUUGGAAUUUUUUUUUAACAGUGGUACUUUUGGAUUUUUUCCCCUAAAUUUGCUUCUUUUGAGUUUUUUGUGUAUUUUGGUUUAUACCAAUAUUUUCUAUUCUUUUGCUAUGGUUUAUGGUUUUGUCCAUAAGAUAAUUUUUUGGAGUUUGAUUUAUAUAAGUUUUUUUAUUUAUUGCAUAAUUACUUGUGGAAUUGAAGGAUUUUUCAUGAGAAAUUAAGAUUAGAUGUAUAG
This is a messenger RNA of Linum trigynum, 6427 nucleotides long. Lineage: Eukaryota; Viridiplantae; Streptophyta; Magnoliopsida; Malpighiales; Linaceae. The record is from the annotation of a GenBank genome assembly.